AUGAUCUCCAUGGCGAUCUCUUCAGCCGAGUGCAGCACAUGGUUGGCUGUAUCCCUUAGUAUAGCGGUUGCUGUAGUUGCAGUGAACCUCCUAUCAAUUAUUAUUUUUGUAAAGAACAGUAAUCUUCGCACUCGUUCCAUGUACUUGGUCAUAAACUUGACCGUGGCUGAUAUGUUUGUUGGAGGAAUUUCCACUAUCAGUAUAAUAGUAUUAGUUUUUCUCCGCAACGAUUGCGAAGCUAGAAAUGUGUCUUUCACCUCUAUUUUUAAGCAGGAAUGGCAACCUAUCUUGCUUGUGCUUGUCAUGAUCGACAUCUGGCUUUCUCUCAUCUCUGAAGCAGGUAUUGCAGCAAUUUCGUUAGAUCGGAUGCAUGCGACAUUUCGUCCAUUCAGGCAUCGCAACAUCAAAAAAUGGGCCUACGGGGUAACAAUUGCGGGCGUCUGGAUUUUAACUGCGUUGAUAUUAAUUCCCUUUCCGUUAAUAAUUCGGUAUGGGGACUGGCUACAGCAACAGUGGCAAUUGCUAUUUCCUUUCUAUUUAUGGCUCUCAUGUUGUUGCCUUUGCCUUGUUGUUAUCUGUGUUUCGUACACCUCCAUUGCUUUAAAAUUUUGGUGUGGAACCCGUCCUCCGUCACAUGGUGCUGCCAAUAGACAAAGAAAACUGACUGUCACAUUAUUUAUUAUGACCAUUGCAUCUUUGCUGUUGUGGUUACCAUAUAUUACAUUGACUUUUCUUUCUUUGAAUGUUAUACACAGUCUUUCUUUCCCGACAUUUUUACGUUUGAAAUUGUAUUUUAUUCUUCUAUACCACACAAACUCGCUUGUUAAUCCCAUUAUUUACACAAUCAGAAUGCCAGAGUUCAGAAGAGCUCUCCUAAUACUAUUUAAACGUCGACAAAGAGAAAAUGCUGUUAUUCCUCUUCAAGCCCGUUAA
Porites evermanni is the source of this 933-nucleotide messenger RNA. Lineage: Eukaryota; Metazoa; Cnidaria; Anthozoa; Scleractinia; Poritidae. The record is from the annotation of a GenBank genome assembly.